AUGGAAAACUCAAAGGCUAUGGAGGAUGCUGAUGUUGAAGUCACUAUACCGAUUGCUUCGGUGAAACAGGUGCAAGAUAGGUUUACUAAUGUGUUAUUUGGGUACUUUCUGGGGAAAAGAUUAGCGUUUCUAGUUGUCGAGUAUUUUGUUAGCCAUAGGUGGGAAAAAUAUGGAUUGCAAAAAUGUAUGCUGAAUGGUAAGGGCUUUUUCUUUUUUAAGUUUAAGUCAAAAGAUGGGAUGGAACAAGUUUUGCAAGACGGACCUUGGCUGAUCAGAAAUAUUCCACUCUUCUUGAAGCAAUGGUCGCCGAGUACUGAAUUAAAGAAAGAAGAGUUAAAAAAAAUACCUGUUUGGGUGAAUAUGCAUGAUGUUCCCUUGGCAGCCUAUACGGAGGAUGGGCUAAGUUUGAUUGCUUCUAAAAUAGGGACUCCAAAGGCGCUUAACAAUGAAACGACCAAGAUAUGUCUGGAUUCGUGGGGAAGAAGUGGGUUUGCUAGAGCUAUUGUUGAGUUAGAUGCCGAAAAAGAACCAAUGGAGAGUGUGUCUGUUGUUGUUGCUGUUCCUAAUGUUGAUAAGGGCGGAUAUUUAAAGAGUAAUAUUAGGGUGGAGUAUGAAUGGAAACCACCCAGAUGCAACACUUGCAAUGUCUUUGGUCAUGGUAUUGAUGAUUGUCCAACAACAAUUCAUGAGAAAGCUGAUAACAUGAUUCAGGAGAAAGAAAAGGUUGAUGAUCAGGGCUUUAAAAGUGGAACCAAUAGGAAAAGGACAACAAAACAUCAAUAUAAUGUGAAGGAUAGGCAGCGAUUUAUAUACCGGCCUAAGAAACCAGCUGAUAAGAUGGAUUCUUUUAAACCGAGCUCAUCCAAAGGCCCAAAUAUUCUAACUAGUAACACGUUUGAUGCUCUUAAUGAUAUGAAUGAUGAAUGGGGAUCGGAUAAUGAUGAAGUGAGGCUGAACUUGGAGGCAGGAGGCUAUGAUUUUAUGGAGCAGUCUCAGCAGGGAAUCUCUAACAAAACAGGUGCAAGCACACCUGCUCAGGAGGUUAUCAAUGGAUAG
This is a messenger RNA of Helianthus annuus (common sunflower), 1056 nucleotides long. RefSeq lists its product as uncharacterized. The coding region runs from base 1 to 1056 and encodes 351 amino acids. NCBI's taxonomy places the organism in Eukaryota, Viridiplantae, Streptophyta, Magnoliopsida, Asterales, Asteraceae. The record is from RefSeq and is a predicted model, not a curated record. The transcript has a single exon.